This is a messenger RNA of Plasmodium yoelii, 1104 nucleotides long. Its product is annotated as conserved Plasmodium protein, unknown function. The transcript has 4 exons. The coding region runs from base 1 to 1104 and encodes 367 amino acids. The record is from RefSeq and is a predicted model, not a curated record. NCBI's taxonomy places the organism in Eukaryota, Apicomplexa, Aconoidasida, Haemosporida, Plasmodiidae.
AUGCAGAUUUUACAGGAGGAUACUAAUCAUUUUAAUUCUGAACAUUCAGGCUUUGGUAACCAAUUUAUUAAUUUUUCCGAAUCAUAUCACAAAAUAGCUGGGGAAGAAAAUUAUAAGAAUUCCGAGUUGAACGAAAUCAUUGCACACAAUAUAUACGACAAUAUAAAAAACAACAUCAAUUAUAUAAAAGAAACACAAUAUAACUCCUGCCAAGAUAUAUCAACGACAAAUUCAAACAACAAUCACUUCGUCAAAAACAAGGAAGGAAAACAUAAUUGUGAAUACUUAAAUAAUAGUAUAUCUUUACGAAAUAAUAUAAAAUUUACAAAUUCAAAAGAAGAUUCACAUAACGAAUCUCAUAAUAUAUUGAAGAACGAUAUAAAUAACUUAGGCAUACAUCAGUGCAUUCCUUAUAUAAGUUCUACAGAAUUUUUAGAGCAAAGUAAAAAAAGUAAAGAAAUUAAUAAUUUAUAUCCAACAUACAAAACAAUGAAUGACCCUAGAUACAAUGAUUAUCCACCUAUGAACGGAUUUGGAUAUAACCAUCAUAAUACUAGUAAUGAAAAUGGAUUUUAUACAAAUACUUAUAACAAAGAACUUGCCAAUCUAACAAUGCAACAACAUAACAUGCAUGGAAGAAAUAAUUUAAUGUUCGAAGAUGGUAACAUACCAUAUGGGCUUUAUGACCAGUCAAAUUAUACCGGAACAAAUUCAGUUAUGUGUGGAAAUGGUGUUGCAAAUGAACCAAAAAUGAUGUAUAGAAGAAAUGAAAUGAAUAGCCCACCUUACUAUCAUAAUUAUCCCAUGAAUAAUGGUAUGGGAUACAAUGAACCUAUUGUACCUCCAAUGCAAUAUAACCCCAAUAUGAGAAAAAAUAUGAUGAGAAAUGGUUACUCACAUGAAUGCAAUUACAUGAACAGUAGACCUAAUUAUCAAAUACCUAAGAAUAAUAUGGAUAUGACCAGUGAAAGAAAUUAUAAAAAAGACAACUGUAGAAAAAAUAUAUCAAAAAUUAAAAAAGGAGAUAUAGAUAUUAAUAUCGAAACCUCCUCUUCCAGUAAAAAGGGAGUUAUAAUUGACUUAAAUAUUGGCGUAGGAAAUUGA